AUGAGUGGAGCGCACAAAGACUAUAUUCAAAAUGUGCUCAAUCCGGUUCUCCAAGAAAUGGUCUCAGCUCUUCUGGUGUCGAAACCUGAAGAUCCUAUUCCAUUCAUGGUAGAUUGGAUGAAGCAUCGCAUUAACGUUCAAGAUCGACCAUCAGAAAAAGAAGAACUCAGAAUUCUCAGACAAGAAGUCGCGCGGCUCAAAGCUGCCAAGAGUGCAGGGUCAGAAGAAGAGCAAAGUGAUGAAUCUGAAGAAGAAUUAGGCGAAGAAGACCUCCAGGCCAAAAGAGAGAAAAAGGCUCAUCGGUCUGCAGUUUCUGCUGAAGCUUAUGGAGACUGGAAUAAAAAGGAGGAUUUCCAUCCUAGGGUCAUUCCAAAGAGCCAGGAGCAAAAGGAAAGGAUAAGUGAGAGACUGUCGAAAGCUUUUAUGUUUAGUUCGCUUGACGAACAUGAGAAAGAAAUCGUGAUCAAUGCCAUGGAUGAAAGAAUUAUAGGAAGAGGUGAAACAGUAAUCCGCCAAGGAGACGAUGGGGCUGAGCUAUUUGUUGUGGACUCAGGGACUUUGCAAUGCUUUAAAGUCAUUAAUGGGCAGAAUAAAUAUUUGAAGGACUAUGGCCCUGGAGAAGCUUUUGGGGAGCUGGCGUUACUUUAUAACGCUCCUAGAGCAGCUACAAUUACAGCAUCAACUGACAGUGUGCUAUGGUCUCUUGACAGAGAAUGCUUCAACCACAUAGUAAAAGGUUCAGCUGUGCGCAAGAGGGAAAGGUACGACCAAUUCUUAUCCAAAGUUAAGCUACUGGAAAGCAUGGAUCCAUAUGAAAGGUCGCAGCUGUCAGAUGCCUUCAUAAAUGUGGCUUUCAACGAAGGAGAUUAUGUGAUCAGAGAAGGCCAAGAAGGAAACGAAUUUUACAUCAUUGAAGAAGGUACUGCUAUUGCUACUAAGACCAUCCACCCUGGCCACGCUCCUGAAGAAGUUUUAAGGUAUUCAGCAGGUGACUACUUCGGCGAGUUAGCCUUAAUAAAGAACGAGCCAAGAGCAGCCAACGUGAUUGCGAGCUCCCGAUUGAAGUGCGUGAUGCUGGACAGGCACUCUUUCAAGAGACUUCUAGGCCCUGUAGAAGACAUCCUGAAAAGGAAUGCCAGGAAUUACGAAGACAUCGUAGCAAAGAAAAGAUAA
This is a messenger RNA of Blepharisma stoltei, 1173 nucleotides long. The record is from the annotation of a GenBank genome assembly. NCBI's taxonomy places the organism in Eukaryota, Ciliophora, Heterotrichea, Heterotrichida, Blepharismidae.